AUGGCCAGUGUGUCCAUAUCCAGGAGCAACGAAGCUCCAACUGGCUCUGGUGCUGCCAGGUCCCACCCUGUGGCCAAUGACGGGAGGCUGUCCCUGGAGGAGUUCCAGGCCUUUUUUUCUGACGGGACACUCAAUGAAGAAGAACUUGAGAAGCUCUUUCAUACUAUUGACUCGGAUAACACCAACAAUGUGGACACCAAAGAGCUGUGCGACUAUUUUGCUGAUCAUAUGGGAGACUACGAAGACGUCUUGGCCUCACUGGAGACGCUGAACCUGUCCAUCCUGAAGGCGAUGGACUACACCAAACGGGUGUACGAGAGCGGCAGCAACGUGGACCAGUUUGUGACCCGCUUCCUGCUGAAGGAGACGGCGAACCAGACCCAGUCGCUGCUGAGCUCUGUGGAGAGUGCUGUGGACGCCAUCGACGAGCAAACCAACCCCGCCAGACACUACCCCAGCAAGGCUGGCCACGUUCUGAUGGACAGCUGGUACGACAGCCCUGUGCCCAGCUACUCUCCCACCAGCCGGAUGGUCCCCAGGGAGCACGGGAAGAGCUUCCAGACUGGUUCCUCUGACACCAAGGCGGAGGGGCUGGAGGGGCAGAUCAACAGGCUGGCCGAGCUGAUCGGCAGGCUGGAGGACAAGACUCUCUGGUUUGACCUGCACCAGCGGCUGUCGGACAGCGAGAGCACGGCUUGCACGGUGAGAGUACCCGGGCACCACCCAUGGGGUGCUGGGGUGUCCCUGCAUGUCACUGCGGUGAAGCUGCCCGAUGGGGUCACCUUCAUCGUCUAUGAGUUCUGGGAGACCGAGGAGGACUGGAAGAGGUAG
Molecule: messenger RNA, 831 nt
Organism: Aptenodytes forsteri (emperor penguin)
Lineage: Eukaryota; Metazoa; Chordata; Aves; Sphenisciformes; Spheniscidae
Gene: NECAB2
Product: N-terminal EF-hand calcium binding protein 2
Exons: 9
Coding region: 1-831 (276 amino acids)
Biological process (GO): regulation of amyloid precursor protein biosynthetic process
Cellular component (GO): cytoplasm
Molecular function (GO): calcium ion binding
Source: RefSeq, a predicted model, not a curated record